AUGUGUCUCCAUUCCAAUUUGGCGAAAAAUAUUGCUCUGUCGACUCGUCUGAAACUCCACCUCAUGCGAGCUGCGUUGUAUGUGGUGGAUCUGAAGCGGUUUAGGAAGAUAGCGGCUGGAGACAGACUGCGGGGGCAGUACCAAGCUUUGAGCCAAGACCCCAACAGUCUCUCCAAUCUGGACCAGGACCUCCCCAACAACAUGAUCCACCAGGUGGCGAUCAAAUCCCUGCCCCAGGACUGGCUGUGGUGUGAAACGUGGUGUGACGACAUCUCCAAAGCCACCGCCAAGACCAUCGAUCUGUGUAAUAACCCUAAGACCAAGGAGCCUAAGCUGAAGGCAGCGGUGAGGAUUGUGUCUGAGUGGUCCAGGUACAACAGUGAGGUUAAACAGUUCCUCAGACGCGUUCAGGAGAAUCGGACAAAAACACCGCAUUCAAGCCCAUCCACUGCCCCACCACAGCCUACAGGCCAACAUUUAGGGAUGAACACUGGCUACAGAUUACUACAGAGGAAAAGACACUACAUCUCAACUGUCUCAGAUGAAGACUGUGACUGA
Molecule: messenger RNA, 558 nt
Organism: Chanos chanos (milkfish)
Lineage: Eukaryota; Metazoa; Chordata; Actinopteri; Gonorynchiformes; Chanidae
Product: UDP-glucose:glycoprotein glucosyltransferase 1-like
Exons: 5
Coding region: 1-558 (185 amino acids)
Biological process (GO): ERAD pathway
Cellular component (GO): endoplasmic reticulum
Molecular function (GO): UDP-glucose:glycoprotein glucosyltransferase activity
Source: RefSeq, a predicted model, not a curated record